Molecule: messenger RNA, 1197 nt
Organism: Phalaenopsis equestris
Lineage: Eukaryota; Viridiplantae; Streptophyta; Magnoliopsida; Asparagales; Orchidaceae
Product: vacuolar cation/proton exchanger 1a-like
Exons: 9
Coding region: 1-864 (287 amino acids)
Biological process (GO): intracellular calcium ion homeostasis; calcium ion transmembrane transport
Cellular component (GO): plant-type vacuole membrane
Molecular function (GO): calcium:proton antiporter activity
Source: RefSeq, a predicted model, not a curated record
AUGUGCAUUCCAAUGCCACCGGCGCCUAUGGACAUCUUCACCAUCACCGCCCUCCUCUCUCCUGCGCCAGAUGAAGCUUGCGUUGCUUUCCCCGCUGUACCCCUCGCUAUUGCUACACGGUACUUCGGAUUCGGUCACAUGCGUGGCUUCAUACCCAUUCCCGGAUGGGAACAAACUGAUGCGAACACUUCUCUAUUGCUCCUGGGUGCUCUGUGUAAUUUGCUUCCUUUGAUGUUUCGAUUGGCUGUAAACUAUGGUGAGCAUUAUAUUUCGACAGUCCCAACUCUGGAAUUGUUAAGAGUGUGGAGCAUUGUAAUGCUUGCAGUUUAUAUUGCCUUUAGUUUCUUCCAACGUAAGUCCCAUUGGCAGUUCUUUGAAUACGAGAGUUGCCUGUUGGGUGCUACAAUUGUUAUUGCAGUUCUAUCUGAAUUUAUUGUUGGCACCAUUGAGGAUGCAUCAGAAUCUUGGCGACCAUCCAUGCGUUUCAUCAGCAUAGUUUUACUAUCCACUGUGGGAAAUGCUGCAGAGCAUGCUGGUGCUGUCACGUUUGCUGUGAAAAACAAGUUAGAUAUAAGUCUUGGAGUCUCUUUGGGUUCAGCAACUCAGAUUUCCAUGUUUGUGGUUCCAUCUAGCGUUAUUGUGUCAUGGAUGAUGGGUGUCCCAACAAAUCUUGAUUUUAAAAUAUUGGAGACAGCUUCUUUGGUGUUUUCAAUUGUGAUAACCGGAUUUGCUUUGCAGGAUGGAACUUCACACUACCUACAAGGCCUAGCUUUUCUCCUCGCUUAUAUAAUUAUUGGGGCCUGCUUUUUUGUUCUCAGCAGCCCUGAUGGAAGAACUGGUUUGAACGUUAAUGUAGCAGAUUGAGUUUGUGAAGACCUAAGCCAGCAUACAUACAUCACUUCUGAAACCUUCAAAGUUAAGUAUUCAAUGUGCAGUUAGGCUAUUGAUGUACUAUUCUCUGUUCAAGAGAAUUAAUUCCCUUGUAGUUGGAGUAUGGUUUUUCUGGCUGGUGUAGUAAAAAAUACUUUGCAAAUUCUACCUCAGUAUAUGUUUCUAUAUAAAGCAUUUGCUUCAGUGUAAAAGCUGUUUCAUUUUUCAUACAACAUUUUCCUGUCAUUUUGCUUCAUUUUCAAGGAAGUUUGUGUAAGAAAAGAGAUGCUUGGCUAGAUUUCUUCUCUUGCACCUUUACUCGAGAGG